AUGAAUGGGGAUAGGAGGGAUGCCCCCAGGAGUGCGAACCUGAGCUUGAGCUCCGGUAGCCGAAGCCCGCCCGCCCUUCAGUCUAGGGAUCUGCAGAAGCUAGAGCUCAGUUUCAUCGAGCUGAAUAAGGAGCGCGCGAGGCAGAAGGAAUGGAAAAGGCUAAUUCGCGACAUGGUGUUCCAGAGGGGCAAGAUCCCGUUGCUGCUUGCGGUGGAGGCGGGCAAUCAGAGCAUGGUGCGGGAGCUGCUCAGCGCGCAGACGGCGGAGCAGUUGAAGGCGUCGACGCCAGCUGGUGACACCGCCCUCCAUCUGGCGGCGAGGAGGAGAGAUGUGGACAUGUCUCGCAUCCUCGUGGACUAUGGAGCGUCAGUGGACGCGGUGAACGGGGCAGGACAAACCGCUUUGCACAUCGCUGCUGCCGAGGGUGAUGAACCUCUAGUCAAGUACUUCUAUGGAGUACGCGCUAACGCCGCUAUCACAGAUAAUGAAGAUCGAACACCCAUGCACUUGGCGGCUGAAAAUGGUCACGCCACCAUCAUCGAGCUUCUGGCGGACAAAUUCAAGGCGUCGAUAUUCGAAAGAACUAAAGAUGGCAGUACCUUAAUGCAUAUCGCUUCAUUGAAUGGACACGCAGAUUGUGCAAUGAUGCUGUUCAAGAAAGGGGUGUAUCUUCAUAUGCCUAACAAGGAUGGAGCGCGAAGCAUACACACGGCGGCGCGUUACGGUCAUGUGGGCAUCAUCAAUACAUUGUUGCAAAAGGGCGAGAGUGUGGACGUCACGACUAACGAUAACUACACAGCACUCCACGUCGCAGUAGAGUCGUGCAAGCCAGCGGUGGUCGAAACUCUCUUGGGAUACGGUGCCGAUGUGCACAUAAGAGGGGGAAAGCAGCGAGAGACACCACUGCACAUUGCAGCAAGGAUACCUGAUGGUGACAAAUGUGCAAUAAUGCUUCUCAAGUCUGGUGCGGGGCCAAAUAAAGCCACGGAGGACGGCAUGACGCCCGUGCACGUGGCCGCUAAAUAUGGCAACUUAGCAACCUUAUUACUACUCCUAGAGGAUGGUGGCGACCCGCUUAGAAAAACAAAGCUGCGGAAGGUGGUCAUGCAGACGUUGUACGAGUUCUCGUUAGAGCUGGUGCUUCAUGUACUGAUGAGAAUAGAUCAGGAU
This is a messenger RNA of Iphiclides podalirius (scarce swallowtail), 1170 nucleotides long. The record is from the annotation of a GenBank genome assembly. NCBI's taxonomy places the organism in Eukaryota, Metazoa, Arthropoda, Insecta, Lepidoptera, Papilionidae.